AAGCUUCGUAGAUAGGCAGACUGAGUGUGCGCGAGCAUUUCUUACCAGUUCUUGUCAAGCUUUCUUACCCAAUGCUUUUUGAGUUCGUGCCCUUUCCUCCGCGAGAAAUAUUGUUUCCCACUGUGUGAUUCCAUUCCUUUGAAAAUAAGAAGUGCAGUCUGGUGAAUACGCUCUUUACAGGAAGGAUGAUAUGUCCGUGGUGGUAAUGAAAGCUGUGCUUCGCCACCGGAAAAAAAAAAAGUGCUGCUCCGCCUACAGCGAACCAGUCGUGUCCUUCGCCAGGACCGGUUCGCAACGUGUGAUGGCGCCUCUGCGAUUGGCGUGGCUGCUGCUUUGUCUGGGACGCGCGUCGGCGGCUUCUUGCCAGGAUACGGACUACCUAGGGGCCUGCACUUCCAACUGCGGCAGCUACAAAUUCUUUGUAUGCAGCAACGUUCACAGGGUGAGCGAUUAUUAUCACUAUGUUCAGCAGGCACUGCACUACCCGAAUCUUUGGUUCGUCCUCAAAGACAGUCACUUGGAUUACUACCCGGCAGGAUCGUUUGCCGAUGGCAACUUAACCGUGAUUGAGUUCCGAAACGCCCGGGUAAACAGCUUCACGCAGUUUGAGACGGGACCAAACCCGUUCCUUGGAGCCGAGCAGACUGUGACAACUAUUGUAUUUCGAGAGGACAGUAGCCUGCCAGGCAGCUGGGCAGUCUUUAACAGGCUUGCCAAGUUGACCAAGGUUGAGUUCCGGGACAUGGCCCAUCUAGAGCUAACCAGUGACUUCAACCUGUUGCCAGCGAGUGUGGAGAAAGUAUACAUAUACAACUCCAGCAUCGGCUACGUGCACCCUCGAUGGCUCUCCCAACUGAACGCUCUCAGAGUGGUCAUCAUACGCGACACAAACCUGAACCAGUUCGUCCGAUCUAUGCUACCUCGACCGACGCCGUUCCUCAAAGAACUGGAUCUUGAAAGGAACGCCCUGACUGGCCUUCCGGUGGAUAUCGGUGAGGAGAUGCCCGAGCUUGAGUUUCUCAAUGUAGGACGCAACAAAAUCACCACCUUGGACGAGCAAAGCCUGACUCCGUUGAGACGAAACGGAACCUACGUCUACCUUUUUGGUAGGUGCAGGCCCAAAUGGGAAACCCGUUUCGGUGUGACUGCCACCUACGCUUCCUUGUUGGGUACGAGGAGAGCUGGACGUACUCGGAGUGCGCCCUACCUGAAAACCUCCGGGGUCGCUACUUGGGAACUAUCAGCGCAGAUGAAAUGACGUGCGACUAGAGUAGCGAGUUUUGAUGAAGAGGUCGCGAAGGCCUCUGUACCUAUGGGAGUGGCAAAUGGGCAGUGUGGCAAUUUCGUUGUUCACUUUACGGGAAAUACUAUAUUUUUUCAAGUAAAUACCUGUACAGAUCAUGU
Messenger RNA from Dermacentor silvarum, 1404 nucleotides. RefSeq names its product protein slit. Bases 191 to 1258 code for a protein of 355 amino acids. Gene Ontology annotation, cellular component: plasma membrane. Gene Ontology annotation, molecular function: protein binding. The record is from RefSeq and is a predicted model, not a curated record. Lineage: Eukaryota; Metazoa; Arthropoda; Arachnida; Ixodida; Ixodidae. The transcript is spliced from 3 exons.